AUGUUUCGAAAAUAAUUAAAAUCGGUUGAUGAUAAAAAGACUAAUAAUCAAUCACCUUAUCGUUUAAAUUUCUUUAAUAACUAAAUUAAGAAUAAAAGGGAUUAAGACUUAGGAUAAGCUCAAGACAUUCUAAAUAGAAGAAGAUUAAAGAAAAAGGAAUCUCUUUCAAUAUCAAACACAUUUCAUUUUGAUGACCAACAACCUGCUUCAUUCAAUAGUUUUUUUGUUCAUUCAUAGAAAAAGCAAUAGAUAAAAGAUAAACUAGUUACUGAAAUAGGGAAUUGCGGAUCUUAUAGAAAAAGAGUAGAAACAUUACAUACAUAAUAAUUUUCAGAUGAUGACGCAAGAUUACAUAUUGAUCGAUAAAAUGAAAGAUUAAGAUUGAAACUUUAUUUUAGUUUUCAAAAGAUGUAAAUAAGAUUGGUCAAUUUAAUCAAUCUUAUUUAAUAAAUAGAUGUAUGUACUUUAAAUAUUUACAUUUCUGAAAUUUCUUCUGGGACAAUUGAAAUUAUUGGAGUAUAAAAAUCAAAAUAAUUAGGGUUAUUAUAGAUAGUAUAAAAGAUUUAUGAUAAAUGAAUGUAUUGGUUUAGUUUUCUAUUUAAUGAUUAAGAGAGGGAUACUAACAGGGAUUGAUAUAAAUAAAUGGGAGAAAUUACUCAUUUAUAGUCAUUAAGCAAAUACUAUUUAAACAAUCACCUCUCUUAAAUUAUAGAUUAAAGGUGUUUAAUAAUAUUUACAUCAGUUUUAGUAAUUUCAAAGUAUGAAUCCACUAAUUCCUAGUCAAAUUGAAAAAAUGAAUUUAUUAAUUGAAUAAAAUAUAGAUAAAUUGCUAAAGUACAUGUUCAAAAAUAUGAAGGAAUACAUAAGAUAAAUAAGUUCAAUAGCAUCUUUAAGCUUAUCGAGAUUCAUAAAUUGAUGCAGCAUUUUAAUUUUACUAAUAAAAGCUUAAAGUGAUUAUUGUCAAUCUUGAAAGAUUUUUAUUUUUGCUACCUAAAAGUUCAACUGUUUAUACAUUAGUAUUGGAUUUAGAUGAAACAUUAGUUCAUUUUAUAGAAGAAACUCAAGAAGUAUUAAUUAGACCAUACACAGAGAUAUUUUUAGAAUAAAUGGGUAAACAUUUUGAAAUUGUUAUAUUUACAGCAGGAAUCCAAUCAUAUGCAGAUAAGUAUUUAAUUAUUUGAUUAUUUUAAGGAUUAUAGAUAAAAUUGAUAUUAUGAAUGUAGUAAAACAUAGAUUAUAUAGACAUCAUACUUUUUCAUAAGGAAAUGUAAUGUUGAAAGAUUUAAGUACUUUGGGUAGACCUUUAUCAAAAACUAUUAUUGUAGAUAAUAAUCCAUAUAAUUUUGUUUUAUAACCACAUAAUGGUAUUAAAAUAAAAGCUUGGAUUGGAGAUGAAAAAGAUAGAGCCUUAGUUGAAUUGAUGCAAUUCUUAAUAAAAUUGACUAAAUAUGAGGAUAUAAGAAUUGGUUUAAAAGAAUUGAAAGCCAACCCUCAUUAUUUUACAACUUCUUUCUGA
Paramecium pentaurelia is the source of this 1516-nucleotide messenger RNA. The record is from the annotation of a GenBank genome assembly. NCBI's taxonomy places the organism in Eukaryota, Ciliophora, Oligohymenophorea, Peniculida, Parameciidae.